Molecule: messenger RNA, 1536 nt
Organism: Drosophila novamexicana
Lineage: Eukaryota; Metazoa; Arthropoda; Insecta; Diptera; Drosophilidae
Exons: 4
Coding region: 1-1536 (511 amino acids)
Source: RefSeq, a predicted model, not a curated record
AUGUUGUCCUUUAAGAUGUAUGUGAUUAAUCUGCUUCUUCUGCUGCUUCUAACUGGCCAAUUGCUCACGGAUUCAGCAUUGAGAACUUCAAAAAUUGACUUUAUUAACAAUAUCAUUGCGAAAGUUCAGAACGAGAGGCCCGUGGAGACGCUGUUGUUCAUGAAACGUCGAAAGGACAUCAACUGCCUCUUGCAAGAGAUCAGUCCAGUUGGCCUAGCUACUCUACGCUUAGAUGAAAGGACCGUCGUCAAUGUAAAAAGGCUCUUCAACAGCGAGGCCCUCGCUCUGGCUUGCAUGUCCAAGCUCUCCGACUCCCAGCUGCUCACGACAGUGGCCCAGAAUCUCGACAGAAUGAGAGAGGCGCGUAUUGUAAUCUUGUCGCAAAUUACACCAUCCAAUCUUGAGGAGUUUCUACGCAUCGUCAGUGAGCAAGCGAAUGAAUAUAACUUGGUUAAUUUGAUUGUGCUGUACUCAACUUCGUACGAUGUCAAUGGAUCGAUUACUGCAUAUCGCCUACAGCCGUUUCCGAGUCCGAUUUUCGAAAGGGUUUUGGACAUAAAUGACGGUCCUAUAUUUCCCAAGGUCUGGUUGAAUUUUCAUGGAAGGACAGCAGUCAUCUUGCCUGAUCUAUUUCCACCUCGCAGCAUGUUGAUAACUAACCCACGCACUGGAGAGCAAAAGCUUUUAUUAAAUCUACGCGCUUUGGCUGGCGUUAUGGGACUCCCAAUGACCUUUAGGCGAUAUAGAACUAGUAUUUCACUGCAGCAGAUUAUAAUGGUUAUGAGCAUUUUCAGCUUAGUUCUCAGCAGUUAUUUCAAUGCCAAUCUGAGCACGCUGCUGACCAAGCAUCCUCAGUUUAAACAGAUACAAAACUUCGAGGAACUGCGGAGAAGUGGAUUAACUAUGUAUGUGAUUAAUCUGCUUCUUCUGCUGCUUUUAACUGGCCAAUUGCUCACGGAUCCAGCAUUGAGAACUUCAAAAAUUGACUUUAUUAACUAUAUCAUUGCGAAAGUUCAGAACGAGAGGCCCGUGGAGACGCUGUUGUUCAUGAAACGUCGAAAGGACAUCAACUGCCUCUUGCAAGAGAUCAGUCCAGUUGGCCUAGCUACUCUACGCUUAGAUGAAAGGACCGUCGUCAAUGUAAAAAGGCUCUUCAACAGCGAGGCCCUCGCUCUGGCUUGCAUGUCCGAGCUUGCCGACUCCCAGCUGCUCACGACCGUGGCCCAGAAUCUCGACAGAAUGAGAGAGGCGCGUAUUGUAAUCUUGUCGCAAAUUACACCAUCCAAUCUUGAUGAGUUUCUACGCAUCGUCAGUGAGCAAGCGAAUGAAUACAACUUGGUUAAUUUAAUUGUGCUGCACUCAACUUCGUACGAUUUCGAUGGAUCGAUUACUGCAUAUCGCCUACAGCCGUUUCCGAGUCCGAUUUUCGAGAGUGUUUUGGACAUAAAUGACGGUCCUAUAUUUCCCAAGGUCUGUGUUAAAUCUACGCGCUUUGGCUGGCGUUAUGGGACUCCCGAUGCCCUUCAGACGACAUAG